AUGGCAUCUACAGAUAAUAUAGAUAGUAUGGAUCAUUUACUACAUAGAUCAGUAAAGCGUACGAGAGUCAUGUUUCAAUCGGGAGUUGCAGAUAGCUCACUUUUAGAGGACGAAAGUCAAAAAUUUAGAUUGCGCAUAAAACUUCACGAUGAGUACGACGAAGUAAAAGAACUACCAAAAGCUCUAUUAGCACAACAAAGUGGAGGGCAAAAAAGAUUGGCACCAACUUCUGAAGAUAAUGAAUCCAACUUAACUACGAACGGAGAUGUUGGAAAUAUGCAAAUUGACACUGAACAUAUACCCCAAAUCACCGGUGGACAUCCUUAUCCGUCAACACCCGGUGUUACGCUUACUAGCGAUGAUGCGACAGAAGGUCAAAUAUCUGAUAGUAAUAUACAAAAAUUAAUAGAAAGCCUUCCUCCAUCUCACGCCCAACGAGAAGCCGCGAAAACAUCACAUGGCGUGGUCGCAAUUCGUCAGAAGGCUGGGAUCAAUGCUACACCUGAAGCUACAUCUGGUUCACUACAAUGCAUUCAUGUUCUUAGCGGUCAUAGUACCACCGUAGCGGAUGUAAAAUGUCAAGAGGCUGAUCCUCAGAUUCUCACGGGUUCAAUGGAUUCCACGAUUAGGCUUUGGGAUUUAGCAGCUGGUAAAACACUGACCACACUCACGCAUCACAAAAAGUCGGUCAGAGCAUUAGCAUUACAUCCAUCUGAAUUUACUUUUGCUAGUGGUAGUGCUGAUAAUAUUAAGCAAUGGAAAUGCCCUGAAGGAACCUUUAUGCAAAACUUUGAGGGACAUCGAGCUAUUAUAAAUGCAUUGGCUGUUAAUGCUGAUAACGUUUUAUUCUCUGGAGCCGACAACGGUUCAAUGGUGUUUUGGGAUUGGAAAUCUGGGUAUAAAUUUCAGUCGAUGGAGACAACUGUACAGCCUGGUUCUUUGGAAUCCGAGGCUGGAAUAUUUGCUUGCACAUUUGACCGCUCAGGCUUAAGAUUAAUAACUUGUGAAGCUGAUAAAACUAUAAAAAUUUGGAGAGAAGAUCCCGAAGCUGUAAGCAUAUGCUAA
This is a messenger RNA of Acaulospora colombiana, 1065 nucleotides long. The record is from the annotation of a GenBank genome assembly. NCBI's taxonomy places the organism in Eukaryota, Fungi, Glomeromycota, Glomeromycetes, Diversisporales, Acaulosporaceae.